AUGGAGAAUGCUGGGGCUCACUUGAAGGGUGGGGCAAAGAGGGUCAUCAUCUCUGCCCCUUCUGCCGAUGCUCACAUGUUUGUGUUGGGCAUGAACCAUGAGAAGUAUGACAAAUCCCUCAAGAUUGUCAGCAAUCCCUCCUGCACCACCAAUUGCUUGACCCCUCUGGCCAAUGUCAUCCAUGACAACUUUGGUAUUGUGGAGGAACUUGGGACCACAGCCCAUGCCAUCACUACCACCCAGAAGACUGUGGAUGGCCCCUCUGGAAAGCUGUGGUGUGAUGUCCGAGGGGCUGCCCAGAACAUCAUUCCUGCUUCUACUGGUGCUGCCAAGGCUGUAAGCAAGGUCGUCCCUCAGCUGAAUUGGAAGCUCACUGGCAUGGCCUUCUGUGUCCCUACCCCCAAUAUGUCAGUCAUGAAACUGACCUGCUGCCUGGAGAAAUCUGCUAAAUAUGAUGACAUCAAGAAUUUGGUGAAGCAGGGCCCCGUCAAGGGCAUCCUGGACUACACCAAGGACCAGGCUGUCUCCUGCAACUUUAAUAGUGACACCCACUCUUUCACCUUUGAUGCUGGGGCUGGCAUUGCUCUCAAUGACCACUUUGUCAAGCUCAUUUUCUGGUAUGACAAUGAAUUUGGCUACAGCAACCAGAUGGUGGACCUUAUGGUCCACAUGGCCUCCAAAGAGUCAGAGCUUCUGGACUGCCAGCCCCAGCGAGAGCAAGAAGAAGACAGAGGCUCUCAGCUUCUGGGGUGUCCUUGCCCCAACUCAUCCCCCAACACACUGAUAAUCUCCUGA
This is a messenger RNA of Zalophus californianus (California sea lion), 795 nucleotides long. Its product is annotated as glyceraldehyde-3-phosphate dehydrogenase-like. Lineage: Eukaryota; Metazoa; Chordata; Mammalia; Carnivora; Otariidae. The coding region runs from base 1 to 795 and encodes 264 amino acids. Gene Ontology annotation, molecular function: NAD binding; oxidoreductase activity, acting on the aldehyde or oxo group of donors, NAD or NADP as acceptor. The transcript has a single exon. The record is from RefSeq and is a predicted model, not a curated record.